AAUCUUAAUGGAAGACUAAUACAUAGUGACCGCAAGUGCUGACCAUGGUAUGCCUUGUACAGGCAAGGUACUGACCAUAUCAUUUACACAGUCUCUCUGAUCCAGAUGGACUUUCUUCCUGGUGGUCUUCAUUUUAUUAAAAAAAAAAAAACGGUGCUUUGUCUUUCCAUGCAACCUGUAACUGGCAAUAUUACACCAGAUGAAACAUACCAACAAGGAAAACUCAAUGGAUAUUAUACCAAAACUACGAUAGCAAAACAGGAAAAUCCAGCAAAAAUGGAGACAGUAUGAUACAAGUAUGCUGAAAAAGCUUUUAAAAAUUAAUUUGCAAGGAGAUGAUUUCUAUAUAUUGGCUAGAAUCUUUCAGUGGUUAACAUUUGUCUAGUGAAGAAAAAGUGAACUUUUUCAUCACCAGGAAAGCUACCAACCUCCUGCAUUAAAAGACAGAGCUGCCAGAAAUCUCAACUUCAUAUUUUCCAUGAAAAUAAUUUUACAAAUUUAUCGCAAUCCAUGCAGUGAUUUUCUUAAAUUUUACCAUGUUCUCUCAUUGGAGUUAAAAUAUCAAGCAAAAUCAAACAGUAACAUAUGUUGGUGUAUUUUGUUUUACCCAUAUAUGUAGCAAAAAAUGGGUUCUUAUGCUGACAGACAUCGUUUUACAACAACUGUUUGACUUUUAGCAUAUGACUUAUUCAUGUAAACAUAUGUAUUUGGUUCAAGCCAGCAAUUCAUUUGAAUGCAAACAUUGGAAGCACUGCUGGUUCUCAAAUAACAGGAACAUGGACAUGAUGUCCAUUUUUUCCCCAACUUUCUGAAGUGAAUAACAGUGUUGAACUACACACAUGAACAUUUAAUUUGUUCAUCUCUUUUGAAGCCAUUUUAACAGAGGACUUGACUACAAGAAGUAUUCUGAAGCACGGACAUAUUCAGUUGACUUGAUCUAAUGCAUUCCAAAUUCAAGUUGGUGAUAACACUCUAUUUAAUCAUCGUCCGGUUAGUGCCCCUCAAUGUAGCUGAUGAUAUACUAACAGCAUCCAGGUUUCCUGCCCCCCACAUUGGUGACUAUGUACCCAGUGCCUGUUGGAACUUCACCUACGGCAACCAGCAAGGUUUACAAGAAUUCUACAGCCCAAACUUCCCCAAUAACUACGACAAUGGCACCACAUGUACACAAGUUUUAGCAGCCCCACCAGGCUUUGUCAUCAAACUUGAAUUUCAAUUUUUUAAAAUUGAGCCAUCAUACGACUGUGAAUACGAUUACCUUGAGAUCCAUGAUGGACCGUAUGGGUACUCUCCUCUCAUUGGACGAUUCUGUGGUGCCAAGCCUCCGCCAUUGAUUAAGUCCACAUCCCAGUUUAUGUGGAUCCAUUUUGAGACAGAUGGUACCAUCGAGUACAAGGGAUUUCAGGCUGUGUAUGAAUUUGUAAACCAGCCAAACACAGCACCAAGACUAGAUGCAGGCCAUGUAGCAUUCUGUCGUCUGCCAGUUGCUACAGAUUUCUACCAAGAUGGUAACCUGACCAUAAAGGACCUUCCCCCAGGGUUGGUGGUGAAUGCCUGGAAUGGCACUGAAGACAUGGACUGCACAUGGGAAAUAUUUGUCAGACCAGGACAGAGAGUCCAUCUGAAAGUUAGUUCUUUUGAAAUGAAGAACCCUCUGGAAUGUUCACUGAAUUUUCUGGAAAUAUAUGAUAGGACGACAAGCAUCCAUCACAGGGAACGUCAGUUCUGUACUCCAUCUUCAGGAGAGUACAAAUCUGGAAGUAACAGAGUGUACUUACGUUUCCACUUACACAGGAACAUCAUAAGUGAAUUUAAAGUGGAUUAUACUAUAUUUGAAUACGGUCCAUGCAGGGACAGCCUGUUUGACUGUGGAGACCAGACCUGUAUAAGCCCUACCUUGAAGUGUAAUGGCAGGAUUAACUGUAACUUCUCCUAUGAUGAAAUGAAGUGUAAAAAAGAGGAAGACAGCCUUACAACUCCACUAGAAAUGAAAUACCAUGCUGUGAUACUGGGAGUGGUUGGAGGUUUACUGGUUAUCAUAGUGGCAGUAUCCAUUUGUCUCACAGUAAGACAUAGGCGUGAGGAGGCCAGGCUUCGGCAAAAAUUACGUGAACGAGUUGUAUUAGACCCAGUGGAGAUUCAGAAGCUACUGCUAACAAACAUGAAUGAAGUUAUUGUCCCAAAUACUCCAACUGGGCUGCUAGAUGAGGAGAGUGCACUAAAAGUUUCAAGACGUUUUCACAGUGAUGACAUUACAGCUGUUAAGCGGAAUGGUGUCUUUCAUAUCUCUCUGGGAAACCCAUCCUCACAAACAUCCAGUAGAGGGCGAGGUAACCAAGAGGAGCUGGUCCCAGAAAAAGAUGACUCUGAUUAUGAGACUGAAGAAAUGGCAUGUGGGAAUAAAUAUGAAAGCUCUGAGAGCAUCUCAAGAAUACUUGAUGAAGCAAAUGGCAAUGGAUCUUCAAGAAACGCAACUCCUCGCAAAGUUCCAACUGUUGUGUGUAUAGAAACACCACCAAGACAGGCUUCUCUAGAUAAAGCUGUAAGUGAUCCCAUGUUAAGUACAACAUCAUCUGUUAUAUCAAAUAACACACAGAGAACAAGCCCUAGCCCCCCACCUCCACCUCUUCCUUCAACACAGGUGCCCCAAUCACAAAGUGGUAACAACAGUAACCGCCAAAGUCCAGCACGCAGUCCUGGUCGAGGUGGAAGGCGGCGAAGGCGAAGUAAAAAAAGUGACAGAAAUAGAGUUGAUGCAAAUAAAAAUAAUCCAGAGGUCAUAGCAAUGAUCACUUUAAAUGACCAGGAUGUUCAAAAGGAUUCACAGCAAGGACCCACUACUUCUUCCCCCAAACAGACAUCUCUUCCUGACAAAAAGCAAAGCAAUAAGUAUGACAAUCCUAGACUGAAACUCAGUGAUAAUCACAGCAGGCGAGGUCCACCAAGUCCAAAGCCUGAUGUGGUACAGGACGAAAGAGUUUGGGAACGAAGCAGGGGCAAUGUAACAAUACCAAACACAACAACCGAUGCCGAUGUAACAGUUCGCGCGCCACCUACAUCACAGAGCUUAAAACAAUCUCACUCUGGACAGCCAGUGUGACACGCUUUGAGUGAAUGGUCUGGUGACCAUUGAAAAAAACCUGGCAUCUACACCCAUAGUUUCUGUGCUUGUGGGCUAUCUGUGUUUAAUUUGCUGCUGUCACCAUUAUCUUAGGGCUCAUAGACAGCAAUGAUCUAACACCAGGCUCUAGAUCAAGGAGUUCCAAAAUGCACAGACCAAGUAAUAUUGAUAAAGCUCACAGUAAUGUGAUCAAGGCUUUUUGAUGAAGGGUCAAAAUGUCAUUACUUGGCUUAUGAGUCUCCUGAUUUAUAUAUAAUUAUAUGGUAAUUAAUCUUUUUUUACCAAUAGUGUCUGGAAGAAAUUCUCCAACGUUGGCACAUGACACUAAGUGUGAAGUGUGAACAGCAAAAAAGGAAAAAGGAAUAUUGAAAAAGGAAAAUACGAAAUGUAACUUAAUUUUCUUAAGGUCUUUGAAAAUAUUCCAGAGAUAAGUGGUCUUUUGGCUGAAUGGGACCCUUUUAUUCUUUCAUUUUCCUGAUCACGUGACCUCCAUUUUAGUUAAUUCUUAGUUAUUUCAUGCUGCCAACUUCAAAAGACAACAUACAUGUAUAUGGGACAUCAGUGCCAGAUUUCUAAGAAAAUAUGAUAAGGGUAAUAUAAUAUCCUUACAUUUAGUAGGUGGACUUCCAUUAACUUAGUCUUUUGAAAGGCUCUCAACAACCAUUCUUAAUGCAAUCCAUCAUUCUCUGAGGAAAGGGUUUCAAAAUCAAAAAGAUGCCAAGGUGAUCCUUGGUGAUCUAUGGACUUUUUCUGCUUGGGUGUUGUCCAGAUAGUUCAUUUUACCUAGAAAUGACAGUCUUGUCCAAAAGCAAUGACAAUAGAGGUGAUAAUUUAGUAAUAACAUUUGGCAAAACAUAAAAGCCACAGAGAG
Molecule: messenger RNA, 3992 nt
Organism: Lingula anatina
Lineage: Eukaryota; Metazoa; Brachiopoda; Lingulata; Lingulida; Lingulidae
Molecular function (GO): protein binding
Source: RefSeq, a predicted model, not a curated record